CACCGCGCAGACUGUCAGUUCUGUAGGGUUUCUAUGUUAGGCUCAAAACUUUACAGCUUUAGGCAAAAUGAACAUAUUAAUUACCUUAAAAUAAUGUCACGUGAGUUUCAGUUUUCUGAAGCUUUACGAAAAUGAUUCGCACAUUUUUGUUCUUUUUGUUGUGUCUGAUUGGUGUGUUUGAUGUCGAGUCACAUGAAGUGUGGGUGAUGGUAGGAGAUGCUGUCACUCUGGACUCUAAUGCUUCAGAAACAGAGCAGAAGAAUGUGAUCGAGUGGAGAUUUAACGACAUGCGCAUAGCUAACGUUAUUAUGGGAAACCCCACCUAUCAUGAUAAUGUGAGAUUCGAGGACAGACUGAAGCUGGACAGAAACGGAUCUCUCACAAUCAAAGACACCAGAAUAACAGACACCGGAGAAUAUAAAUUGAGUACCAUUAUUAGUAAUAGGGAGUCAAUCAAGAGAUUCAGUGUUACUGUUUAUGCUCCACUAUCCAUUCCUGUCGUUACCAGUGACAUUUCACAGUGUUCAUCAGGCUCAAAAUGUUCACUGCUGUGUUCAGUGGUAAAUGUGAGUCAUGUGACUCUCUCCUGGUACAAAGGAAACAGUUUAUUGUCCAGCAUCAGUGUGUCUGAUUUCAGGAUCAGUCUCUCUCUACCUCUGGAGGUGGAAUAUCAGGAGAAAAACACCUACAGCUGUGUGCUCAACAAUCCCAUCAGCAACCAGACCAGACAUGUCUGCAUUACCGAUCUCUGUCGUUUGUGUUCAGUUCCCUUUUCAGAUGAAGUCCAUUAUGAUGGAGGGACUGAAGUUGUGAUCCGAUUGGUCGUCACUGCUCUGGUGGGUCUGGCUGCUGUGGCUGCUUUCAUUGUGCUAGUUUAUGACAUCAAAACCAGAAGGGUUGAACAGGAGACACAUCAAUGAUGGAUCAUUCAAGUGUUCUGUUUUUUUUUUUUUUUUUAUAAAUAAAAGAUCAAAUGUAUUUUCUUUUUCACAAUGAUAAUGGUAGAUUAUACUUUUUAAAUGCUAAAUGCUUACAAGGAAUAGAAUU
This is a messenger RNA of Onychostoma macrolepis, 1047 nucleotides long. Its product is annotated as SLAM family member 5-like. The transcript is spliced from 4 exons. The record is from RefSeq and is a predicted model, not a curated record. NCBI's taxonomy places the organism in Eukaryota, Metazoa, Chordata, Actinopteri, Cypriniformes, Cyprinidae. Bases 132 to 920 code for a protein of 262 amino acids.